CACACGCACACGCAAUCCAGCACAACAACGCCAAACACUGACCACACACCCCCCCCACACCACACCACAACAACGAUCCACCACCCUCUCGUGAUGGAACUGGACGAGGAAGAGCGGCAGGCCAUCGAUACGAUGGCAGAGUUCGUGGCGCGGAACGGCCCCACGUUUGAGGCCAUGACCCGCGCCAAGCAGCGCCACAACACAAAGCUCGCCUUCCUGUAUCAGGGCCACAAGCACCACGGCUACUACCGCGCCAAGGUUGCGGAGCUGAAGAUGGCCGAGGCAGCCGCGCUCAAGACACACAAGGCCGCCGGCAGCGCCGAGGCAACCAAGAUUGCACACUUCAAGGCACAGCUCCUCAAGCGCGUCAUGGACACGGGCACCAAGGCACACAUCAAGGAGGCGACCUUCUGGAGCAUUGAGCAGCGGUUCUCGACCAAAGGCUUCUUCGAGCUCGUGCUCGCUCUGCAGCAGCGCGCCCUCUCUGCAGAGGAGCCGGAGAAACGGAUACGCUGCCUGCUGCUCGCCGCCAACAUGCUGUAUCACGGGACGCGUCUUCGUGUGCACGACCUCGUGUCGCCGCUGCAGACCGCCAUGCCCGCCCUCUGCUUCUCCGUCAUCUCCACCGGCGACGAUGGCAAACACGUCGUCGAUCAGCUGCUGCGGGUGUGGGCGGGCGACGCGGUGUUCCCAGCGCCGCUGAUGUCAUCACUAGAGAGCACGUGCGCCGGCCGCGUGCCGCCACGACCGCUGCUCUCCGACCUUCCGCCCGCUCGCGACGAGGACGCCCCGCUGUAUGCGACGACGCCUGCCGCGCUUAUGAUGAACGCAAUGCGGGAGAACAACGACUUUGAGCCAAUCGAUGUUGAGCAAUUACAGCCGCUGCCGUACGACCGCCCGUCAUCGCAACACAUCCAGGACGCGCUCCAGGAGUUCUUUGCGCCGUCGAAAGGAAAGCGGACGGCGGACGGAUGGGAGCGCGGCGCCCUCGACCAGCACUACAAGCGCGCGCCAUCGUGGAUGCAGGAGCAGCAACAUCAGCACGAACCCUUUGGCCGUGGCAAUGGCGAUUACGACUGAAGAGACACACACUUCUGGGCACAUGUGUGUGUAUGAGUGCUUGUUGUGGGAGGUGUACAUUGGUAAUGAACCCGUCUUUGC
Molecule: messenger RNA, 1161 nt
Organism: Salpingoeca rosetta
Lineage: Eukaryota; Choanoflagellata; Craspedida; Salpingoecidae
Exons: 10
Coding region: 94-1080 (328 amino acids)
Biological process (GO): intracellular calcium ion homeostasis; RNA processing
Cellular component (GO): perinuclear region of cytoplasm
Molecular function (GO): RNA binding
Source: RefSeq, a predicted model, not a curated record